Molecule: messenger RNA, 435 nt
Organism: Trypanosoma cruzi
Lineage: Eukaryota; Euglenozoa; Kinetoplastea; Trypanosomatida; Trypanosomatidae
Exons: 1
Coding region: 1-435 (144 amino acids)
Source: RefSeq, a predicted model, not a curated record
AUGUUUAUCCCUGAACCCAUUAAAAACACGCAUGGUGCCGACACAUUAGCGACCAACACAAAAAGGGAGAGUGUACACAGCAUUCCACCGGAAAAAAGUAUACAGACAAGCAGAGCGUAUGUAUAUACUGAUAGGGACAUGCCAGUUGAUAUAGGCCUUUCUCUCCUGCACCCACUGCUGAGUGUUGGCACCGCAGGACGCGACAAGCAGAAGAAUCAGCGGAAAGGGACAAGCCGCAGCCGCAGUGUUACUGCCAUGGAUCGGAGGCGGGGUGUCCUUCAUGUCUGCCUCCCAACCCCCGCGCACCACCGCCGCGUCAUCCUCCCUCGGCGGAGGGUCCACGGCACCCUGCGCGUCAUCAGCGGCAUCAGGGCCCUUGGGUCCCGUGGCUGCAGCACCGCCACCGUCCUUGUCGCUGACGGCCUCAUCUCCUAA